This is a messenger RNA of Perkinsus marinus ATCC 50983, 2094 nucleotides long. RefSeq names its product succinate dehydrogenase, putative. Gene Ontology annotation, cellular component: membrane; intracellular membrane-bounded organelle. Bases 1 to 2094 code for a protein of 697 amino acids. Gene Ontology annotation, molecular function: heme binding. NCBI's taxonomy places the organism in Eukaryota, Perkinsozoa, Perkinsida, Perkinsidae. The transcript has a single exon. The record is from RefSeq and is a predicted model, not a curated record.
AUGACUUUCGCGGGUAAGGAUGCUACUAAGGAGUUCAACAUGAUCCAUCCGGCUGAUGUUAUUGAGAAGUACGCUUCUGAGUGUGUUCUUGGUCCCGUUGUUGAGGCCAAUUCUGCACCUGCUGUAGCAGCUACGAGUGCACCUGCUCCGGCUGCUCCUACUGCAGUAACGACCACUCCGACAACAUCUGGUGCCGCUGGCAAGUCUUACACUAUGGACGAGAUCUCGAAGCAUAACUCUCGCGAGUCCUGCUGGGUUGUGAUUGAUGGUGAGGUCUUGGAUGUUACGGAUUUCUUGCCUGAUCAUCCUGGUGGAGAUAUCUCUAUUCUCAAUUUCGGUGGCAGAGAUGCUACUGGGCCUUUCCACGAUAUUCAUCCUGCUGGUAUCAUCCAGAAAUAUUGUCCCGACGCUGUCAUCGGUGUCGUUGGAACCGGCUCGGCCGCCCCCUCGACUGCUUCUACGGCUCCCGCUUCUGCUGCUGCAUCUGCUCCAGCUCCUGCUGUUUCUGGAUAUACUAUGGAUGAGGUCGCUAAGCACACCACUGAGGAUGACUGCUGGGUUGCUAUUAACGGACAGGUCUUGAACGUCACGGACUUCCUCCCUGAGCAUCCUGGUGGAAAGCUUGCCAUCAUGACUUUCGCCGGUAAAGAUGCUACUAAGGAGUUCAACAUGAUCCAUCCGCCUGAUGUCAUUGAGAAGUAUGCUUCUGAAUGUGUUCUCGGUCCAGUUAUUGAGGGCAAGUCUACUUCCACUCCUGUUACAUCGACACCUACUCCUGCUCCUGUUGCAUCGACACCUGCUCCUGUUGCUUCAACCCGCGCCCCUGCUCCCGUUGCAUCGAAGCCUGCCCCUGCUACAAGCACUGCCGCUUCCACACCUGCGCCUACUCCUGUGGCUCCCGUUGUUGCAACUUCUGCUGCUGCGAGCGGUAUCACAAUGGACGAAGUCGCCAAACAUACGACUGAGGAUGAUUGCUGGGUUGUCAUCAAUGGUGAGGUAUUGGAUGUCACAGACUUCCUCCCCAAGCAUCCUGGUGGAAAGAUGGCCAUUCUUACUUUUGCUGGUAAGGAUGCAUCCAAGGAGUUCAACAUGAUCCAUCCGGCUGGCGUGAUUGAGAAGUAUGCUCCCGACGCUACUUUGGGACCACUUGUUGAGAAGGCUGUCGGUCCUGCAGCUGCUGGUGGUGACUUGUCCCAGCCUCUUCUUGCUGACCAGUUUGAGUCCAAGGCUCUCACUGAACAGUGGUGGGGUGAGGAUCGUAACAAGUCGGACAUGUUCGGGCCACUCGGACCAUCCAUCAGCUCCUACGCCAUCUCUCUCUGCUACCUGAUUUGGAUGUUCGUCAUUGACACUCUCAAGACUAUCUUCAGUGUCAAGAAUUACAAGGUCCUGUCUGAUAAGUCUGGGUUGCAGCGUUCAGCUAUUUUCAUGAUGGUCUUCGUCACUAUUCAUGCUCUCGGUAACAUCAACCUGUUGGUUGGUGAUAGGAACUUCGAGGGUUAUGCUUAUCUCUUGAACCAUCCCUGUCCUUGGAGUACACUAUUCCUCCCUGUUGAGAUUUAUCUCUUGCUCGCCGGAAUUCUUCAUGUUGUCGUGGCUACUGUCCGUACCUUCAAGUUCAAGUCUAUGAACUCGUCGUUCCGCGACUUGGAGAUGUUCAUCACUGGUUGCAUUCUACUCAUAUUCCUCAUUGUGCAUCUUAUCCAGUUCCGUUUCGUUUCGGAGGCCUCGGCACCUAAGUACUGGAUGCGUGAUAACUGGUUCCCUUGUGCUGAUGAUGAUACAAGUUGUCCGAUCAUUCACUUCAAGGAUCUCUACAAAAUGGCAUUCCAGAUCUUUGAGAGCUUCGGUUGGGUGUGCUUCUAUAUCGUUGGCGUUAUUGCUUUCUUUAUUCAUAUGAAGAGUGGUCUCAGUCGUGUCAUCAUGACGAACGGCAAUAUCCCGAGGAAGUACAAGAGCACUACCCAGUUUUGGGGAUCAGUUAUGUCCUGGGUGCUUUUCCUUCUAUACCUUACAUAUCCUCUCUUCGCCUACUUCAACCCUGUAAAGGACUGGGCUGCGUAUGAUGCGAAGCAGAUUCGUCCAGAGUUUUGA